CAGCCCCGCCCCUCGCCAUGGCGGCGCCCUGCGCGGAGAUGGAGCCGGCGGCGCCUCCGGCCUCUCCCCCCGCUCCUCCUGCGGUCGCGCCGGGCUCGGCCGGGCUCGUGUGCGCGCAGGGCCGCAACCUGCGGGCCGUGCUGUGCCAGCGCUGCGGCUCCCGGGUGCUGCUGCCCGGCGCCGCCACCUUCGCCCGCCGUGAGCUCCUCCUGCCCGCCAUGAGGAAGAAGGCGGCGGCGGCGGCGGCGGGAGGCGGCGGGGACGUGCUGCGGGAGCACUGGCUGGUGCGCGACAUGUUCUCCUUCGAGAACGUGGGAUUCACCCGCGACGUGGGCAACGUCAAGUUCCUGGUGUGCGCCGACUGCGAGGCGGGGCCCAUCGGCUGGCACUGCCUCGACGACAAGGACAGCUUCUACGUGGCGCUGGAGCGCGUGGCCCACGAGUGACGCCGGCCCCGGGCUGGGAGCCGGCCCGGCCGCCGGGAGCCCCGCCAGCCCCGAGGCCCGGCAGCCCUGCGGAGUGACCGCGGCUGGUCACCCCAGAGCCCGACUGAGCACGGCCCGCCUGCCCCGCGGCCUGGCUGGCCACAGCUUGCCUGCUCCCCGGUGCGACUGACCCACAGCUCCGCUGGUCACCCCCUUUCCCAGAUCCACAGGCUGAACAGCGUCAGGAAUUGCAGCCCUGGCACAGCCAGCUCCUCACCUGCACCCACGCGGGAAGAGUGUUGGUGGUGGGAGGGUCCCUGUACCCUGCAGGGACAGCUCACGCUGACAUCUUUGCCCCGUAGCCCAGUCUGCCCCAGUCUGGCUGCUCUACCACUUCCCUGGUGGCUGCUGUUGCUCCAGGGGGCUGAGGUGUCUCUCGUGCUGGUGACACCAUGUAAAUGGGGGCACUGGGACAGGGCGCUGCACAGACAGGACUGCUGCACUGAAUCGUGGCAGCUGAAACGGUCUGACCUGCAGCCACAGCAGUUCCAGGGCUUAAGGCUGAAUCUUGAUUUUCAGAAGGAAUGUUCGCUGCCUCAAGCUCUUACAUUUAUGUUCUCCAAAACCUCAUCCCACCUGACAGCUGUGGCACCUAAAGUGAGUGUAAGGCAUUCCAACUAGCCUGUGCAGUCCUAUUAACUGAGUACUUGGGAGCAAAACACAGGUAGAAUGUGCAGACAGCGUAAGCUGAUAGAGCAGCAAACAAAGAAAAUGUGCCAGACCAUAGAGCUUUCAGGCAGCAAGAGUGAAGAGAUUCCAGCCUGAAAAGCACCUGAAUCAUUGGACAGGCAGUGCUGAAGCAUGUCAGAACAUAUGUGUGUGUGUUAAACAGUGAUCUCAGGAAGGAAUUUUCUUCUGUAAAAGCUGGUGGUGAGAAUGAUCUGGGAUAUUGUGACCAGUUUUGGUUUCUGCCUUUUAAAAGCUGGGCACAGAGCUAAUUAAAGAUGGAAGGAGGCUGCAGCAGCCGUGGUUCUCCCUGCAUUUAUCACUGCUGGUAAUCGUGGCCCAGCUCAUUCUCCAUUGCUGAGCCCUGUAUGAAUGAGUGACAGAAGAGCUCUCCAGGGAUGCUUUGGGCUCCCUGGUGCUGUGCCUCUCUGUGGGACAUCUCCCUGUCCUCUGCUCAUAAGCACUCGGAUACUAACCCAGCUGUGAAGGCACAGCUGUCACCGUGCUGGGGUGAUAGACUUGUUUGUGCCACCAAACUCAAGGUGGGGUGUAGGGUGCUGCCCCAAGGCUGUGGGAAGAACCUUUCUCUUGCCCCUCUAAUGAAACAAUUUUGCUGGCAGGGCUCUGUAGGGCAGGCACAGCCUCAGAUGAGUCUCCCAGAAGAGGCAUCCUCACAGCAGGAGGGACAGAAACAAGUCCCUUCUUCCUGCAGUGCUUGAGCACCUGCACUUCUGUGAUUUGGAGACACUGCCUCAAUGUGUGGCCUUUUCUGGGGUGCUCUGUCAGGAACCUCUGCUGUGGGCAGUCAGGAUUUGUCAGAGCAGGGAGAGAGGCAGAACUGUGGUCUGGGGGCUGAGGGCCUUGCUGGGGCAGGAGGCAAAUCCUGUCCUGUGUCCUUGCUAAAUGUGUCACAUGGAUAUUUGUCAUGGAGACUGCUUCUUCCCUUCUGCCCUUCCUGUCUCUUAGCCCUAAGCCCAAGACUGCACAGGAUAUGUGCCUCAAAGGACAAGAGAGCUUCACUUGGGUUCUGCACAGGCAUGGCAAAAUGGUGGGAUCACAUCACUAAUUUAACCUUUUCAUUUGGAUUGUUGUCUCUUAGGAUAUGUGUUCUGAUCUGUAAUACCCCAGUUACAGUCCAUGUUACUUAAAUGUGCUGUAAUACCCCAGUUACAGUCCAUGUUACUUAAAUAUGCUGCACUGCUCACACCUCAUUUUGAAGGAGCCACUGUGCAGAACAGACUCGAAAUCAGUCGAGUAAUGCUGAG
Molecule: messenger RNA, 2416 nt
Organism: Pyrgilauda ruficollis (rufous-necked snowfinch)
Lineage: Eukaryota; Metazoa; Chordata; Aves; Passeriformes; Passeridae
Gene: RABIF
Product: RAB interacting factor
Exons: 2
Coding region: 18-446 (142 amino acids)
Biological process (GO): small GTPase-mediated signal transduction; post-Golgi vesicle-mediated transport
Cellular component (GO): membrane; cytosol
Molecular function (GO): guanyl-nucleotide exchange factor activity; zinc ion binding
Source: RefSeq, a predicted model, not a curated record